Cylicostephanus goldi is the source of this 276-nucleotide messenger RNA. The record is from the annotation of a GenBank genome assembly. NCBI's taxonomy places the organism in Eukaryota, Metazoa, Nematoda, Chromadorea, Rhabditida, Strongylidae.
AUGACUUGGCAGCUGAUUACCUUCAGCUUCCCUUCAAGCAUGUCUAAACUCGCAGUGAUCGCAGUUGCCUUGAUCUCGGCUUCUAAUGCCUUCUUGUUUGGAGGAAUGGGCGGUGGAAGCAGCUGCUGUCCUGCUCCAUCACCAUGCUGUGGCGGUGGCGGUGGCGGUUACGCUGUUGCAUCAUCUGGAGGAUGCGGAGGUGGUGGUUAUUCCUCUGGCGGAUAUGGCGGCGGUGGAUAUGGCGGUGGAUACUCCUCUGGUGGAUGCGGAGGAGGA